Messenger RNA from Mytilus californianus (California mussel), 2509 nucleotides. RefSeq names its product fibrinogen-like protein A. The record is from RefSeq and is a predicted model, not a curated record. NCBI's taxonomy places the organism in Eukaryota, Metazoa, Mollusca, Bivalvia, Mytilida, Mytilidae. Bases 11 to 991 code for a protein of 326 amino acids. The transcript has 5 exons.
ACAUUUCGGUAUGGUUUGGAACGUGUUUGCCGAUCUAUCUAUUUCUUUCAUUAGGCUCUUGGUCGGAAUACAGAUUUUUUGGUAUUAUGCUGAAUCUACUAAAAUUGAAAUAGGAAAGUUUAGGACGUAUAAGAACAUGAAAAUAGCACCAUCUAUUAGUUCCACAGAAGAACAUAUUGAUAGGUCUCACAUGGAAUGUAGUCGGCGGUUACUCAGUAAAGAUGACAUUUGUGUCGCAAGUUAUAAUACUGUAACACGCACGUGCAUGUUGUAUGCUUACGGUUGCUCUCCGUCAUUCAAUGUGUCAAAUACAGGAACGUGCUUAAUACGCAGAGAUUUGUCAGGUUUUAUUCAGGACAACGAAGAUUGUUCGUACUACAAGAAUACCAAUGAUCCUAGUGGUGUCUUUACAAUACAACCAGAGGGUGUCAACACUGGAAUUGCGGUAUACUGCGAUAUGAAUACAGAUAAUGGCGGAUGGAUAUUAAUCCAGAACAGAUACGACGGCUCUGUUAACUUUUACCAGACAUGGAACCAGUAUAAAAACGGAUUUGGUAGCUUAUCCGGAGAAUUUUGGAUAGGCAAUGACAACCUUCACACUUUAACUUAUUCAAAUAAGUACAUGCUACGUGUAGACCUAACAGAUAGCUUUGGGAACCAGACAUAUGCAGAAUACUACAUUUUCAGAGUAUCAGACGAGGCGGACAAAUAUAGACUGAUUAUUGGAGAAUAUUAUGGUGAUGCUGGAGAUGCUAUGUACUAUAAUAACAACCAAAUAUUUCACACAAAGGAUCAGGACUCCACAGUAGGAUUUAAUGGAAGAGUUUGUUCCCUUGACAGAUAUGCUGGCUUUUGGUUUGAUAGGUGUACUUGGGCUAAUCCGAAUGGACGCUGGCUUCCGGGUAUAGCAGCCUGGGAUUCCAUUCACUGGUACCAGUGGCUCAAGAAUGAAGGCUUAUCUAAAAUUUCAAUGAAAAUCCGACGAAAAUAAAGUUGUAGAAAUUUGAGAUUGUGCGCGUACCUAUUGUUGAAACUAUGCAAUGUACUUGAAACUGUUUACAUUGCAUGUUAAUAACAUGUUGUUAGUAAAAAAAAAAUUACUGAAAAGAAGAAAAUGAUAAUGAACCAAUGUUAAGGUGUUACUUGUUGUUAGUCUUAUUUCUUACAUAGUGUAUCGGCAAAGCUAAUAUUGCAACAUGAUCUUGAUUUAAAGGACUUUUUUGCCAUUUUAAUAUAACACAUUCUUCUAUCACUAGUUUUCGAUUAUUGAUUCACUAAGUGUUGUAUACAUCAGAUGUCAUCACAAAUAAAGCACAUGUUUGUUUAAUUCGACAGUUGUAAUUGCUUUACGUUUUUUUUCAUUUCGGGGCCUUUUAUAGCUUACUAUGUGAUGUGAUUUGCUCACUAUUGAAGGCCAUACGGCGACCUAUAGUUGUUAACUUCUAAGUUAUUUGGUCUCUGGUGGAGAGUUGUACAAUUGGCAAUCAUACCACAUUUUAUUUUUUAUAGAAAAUCAAUAUUUGAUAAACAAAAUUUUACUUGUUUCCAUUUCUGUUCACCCGUUUUUCAUUAAUAUUUAUGACAUGGUUUUUUAACCCGUAUUUUUUUCCAGCGUAAGGUUUUAUAGAUAUUUCUAAUCUUAUGUCCUGUAACUGGCAUUAUAUGUAUACCUAGUAGACAAGAAGAUUCCUUUCCAUUCGUUUUUCACUUAAUAUUACUUACAUAUUUUUUCUCUCGCAUGUUUUGCCAGAAUAAGUUUUUUUACAGAUAUUUCUGAUUAUGUCAUGUAACUGUCAAUGUAUAUAUACCUGGAAUGUAUACAUCGUGUCUGAAAUUGUGUUGCAAUGCACGGAUGGUUUGUAUACAUUCUAGAAAUUAUGUUUCUGUUUCAUUCAUGAAUUGACCAAAUUUGACAAAACUAAUGAACCAGAGAUAUAUUGUCAUAAUUCAUGCCUUGUUGACACGACUGUGCUUGUUGGAAUAACUUUAUACAUUUCGGAUUCAACCGUCUGAUAUAUUUCACAAAGGACUUAUCUAGAAUUCUGAACACCUUAAAAAGCGUGUAAGACAUCUUAAGAAAAUACUAGUAUACCAGACUCAAGUGUGAGGCAACAAAAAACGGAUUCUUUAUGCUCUAAAGACAAUUAUUUGUUUUUAAUUGUUAUUGUUAUGUUAUCCCACGCAUAUAUUUCACAUCUUAAUGUAUAUUUUGAAAUUACCAAUUAUACAUAUCAAAUUUACUAUAAAUGUUUGAUGAUGACGUGCAAAUUGGUAUUCUAAUGUAUCAAAUAAAAAUAUUUAAAAAAUAGAUUUAUGAAAUUAUUUAACAUGAAUUACCUGCACAAUUUGUGAUUAGGACAAGAAAAUAAAUGUGUGCUUCUGAUUACUAACUGAAAAAAAGAAAAAGAUCAAUUGUUGAAUAUGAAUUCACUAUGAACAACAAGUUUAUUUAUUUUGUAAAAACUAUCUUCGUACUCCUGACAACAAAAUUAUUAUAUUUAAAUUUAUC